Molecule: messenger RNA, 432 nt
Organism: Linum trigynum
Lineage: Eukaryota; Viridiplantae; Streptophyta; Magnoliopsida; Malpighiales; Linaceae
Source: the annotation of a GenBank genome assembly
CCAGCCCUAUUCCAUCGAUCUAAUUCAUACCUCCAUCACUGCCCCCAACGUAUAACAGUAUAGCCAGAAACAUCAAAAGAUCAAAGACAUGCAGACUUCCUCUCUCAUUAAGGCCUUCUUCUGUCUGUUCCUCCUAGGUUUCCAGAUGGUGACUUUGCCGGCGGCGAAUGCGAUCCGGUUGUCGGAAGGCGGGGAGGCUGUAGAGGAAGGUCAGACGAGUCUGAUCAGCUGCAAAAAGGAAGCUGAUUGUGCUAAUGCAGGGAGCAUUCUGGUUUGCAUCGAUGGCCACAUCCACUGCCGCAACCAGAUUUGCCAAUGUGUUAAUGACUGAAAUUGUUUUUUUAUAUAUAUCAUCCGUAGAUUUGAUGCUGUUUAAUUGAGCCACGGUACUUCUGCAAAAGAUUUGUUCCCUAAUAAAACGAUUGGGUUAAA